ACCUAGUCGACAACGAGACGAAGAGAAAAGAAGAUAGGCCGACAACGAGAACGGAGUGAGAGAGAGAGAGAGAGAGAGAGAACUCACACACGGAGGAAAACGUUUUACUCCCCCGACGGACGAUUUUAUUGAUGAGAUCUGGUGCGAGCCGACAACUGCGAUAAAUACAACGAACAGAACAACGAACGAGCGACGUUCGUGAAACAGAAACGACCAGUAGUGGCGGCAAAAACGGCAACCGGGAGGAGAAGGAGGCGGCGGAGGAGGAGCGACGACGUUGUUGCGUCGUAAUAUCUUCUUGAAAACGGAGAAGGAGAUUCUGCGAAACAACCCGGCAGCAGCAGGUUGAAAUCGAGUGUUACAAGUACUUGAAGAAAUGGCGCUGUGGGCGAGAGCGCAGCAUUUGCCACCCGAAGUACUUCAGGAAGUGCGUUCUGCGUACGGCGAACAUUUUCCGAUCGAAGUGAGACACUUCCUAGCAAAAUGGCUGGAAGAAAGGAUAUCUCAAUAUUUUAGCAAUGACAUGGAGAUAGAAAAUCCGCAAAACGAGCCCAUUCUAAAUAAUCUGUUUACGAGUCUUUUGCAAGAGUUGGAAGCAAAAGCGUCAUCACUAAUGACCAAUCAGGACAUGUUUAUAACAAGAAUGAAGCUGAAAGAGACUGCUGACAGAUUUCGCGAAAAGUACAGUCACAAUCCGGUGACGUUGUUCAAGAUAAUCAGACACUGCUUGGUGCACGAUAUGAAAUUCGUUGCGCAGGCCACUCAAAAUUCUCAAAUAAUGAACGACCUUUUUAUAUGUAACAACAAGUUAAAUUUUGUGCUGGGCGACGUGAACGCGGAAAUAGAUCAUACAAUCGAAUUUCUGAAAACGAGGGUUUACGAGAACGGGACGGAGGUGCGAAAUCUCGAUCAGGAAAUGGAAUCGUUCACCAUUCACUAUCACGAUUGCACGAAGACGAACGCGGUGCUCCAACAAAUAAGCACGACGUUGAAUCCGCAGAAUCCGCAGGCAAUGGAACAAGAAAAAAAGUUCAGAAAACAAAAAGAACAAUUGGAGAGUGUGUUGCAAAGUAAACUAGCUAGUAUAGUUCAAAUGUGUCUGCAACUGUAUGAGAAAUUGCGAGAUACGAUUGACAGACUGCACACUUUGCAAUCAAGGAUCCUCGAUGACGAACUUAUCAGAUGGAAAAGGGAUCAGCAGUUGUCAGGUAACGGCGCUUCUUUCGCCCUUCAUCUUUUGGAUACUAUUCAAGAGUGGUGCGAAUGGCUCGCAGAGCUCAUCUGGAGCACUCGAUCUCAAAUAAAGGAAGCAGAGCGUUUGAGAAUCCGAUUUUCGGUUGACAGACCAGUGAUGAGAGAGACUUUUAUGCCUUUGAAUAAUCACAUUACCUCGCUCUUGAGUUCGUUAGUUACGAGUACUUUUAUCAUCGAAAAACAACCGCCGCAAGUUAUGAAGACCAACACGCGUUUCACGAGCACGGUGCGUCUUCUCGUCGGCGGGAAACUGAACGUGCACAUGAACCCGCCGCAAGUGAAAGUCAGUAUAAUCAGCGAACACCAGGCCAACUGCUUGCUGAAGAACGAGAGUCUGUCCAAAGAGCAGGCUAGCGGCGAGAUUUUGAACAACACCGGAACUAUGGAGUACCAUCAGGUACAACGCGACGCAAAAAAAUCGACGAAACAACUGGCAGUGAGUUUUCGUAAUAUGCAGUUGAAGAAGAUCAAACGGGCGGAGAAGAAAGGCACGGAGUCCGUGAUGGACGAGAAAUUUUCGCUGCUCUUCCAAUCGAACUUCAGCGUCGGCGGCGGUGAAUUAGUAUUCGCUGUCUGGACAUUGAGCUUACCUGUAGUCGUGAUCGUGCACGGUAAUCAGGAACCGCACGCGUGGGCCACGGUCACCUGGGACAACGCCUUUGCCGAACCGGGCAGGACUCCGUUCACGGUACCGGACAAGGUGCCUUGGAGUCAGGUAGCCGACGCGCUGAACAUGAAGUUUCAUUACGCGACCGGGCGCUCUUUGACCGAAGAUAAUCUGCGGUUUCUCGCCGAAAAAGCGUUCCGCCACACCGGAAACUCACCUACGCACGAUUACUCGAACACGAUGCUUAGCUGGGCUCAGUUUUGCAAAGAACCGUUGCCCGAAAGAAACUUCACUUUCUGGGAAUGGUUCUAUGCUGUGAUGAAAUUAACUAGAGAGCACCUGAAGGGUCCGUGGAACGAGGGGUUCAUCCUUGGAUUUAUACGGAAGAAGCAAGCAGAAGAGAUGCUGAUGAACAAUGCGCCCGGUACUUUCUUGAUGCGGUUUUCCGACUCGGAGCUCGGCGGCAUCACUAUCGCCUGGGUUGGAGACCAACCCGAUCAAAUCUUCAUGCUCUUGCCCUUCACAAGCAAGGACUUCGCUAUUCGCAGUCUGGCCGACCGUCUGGCUGAUCUGCAGCACUUGGUGUACUUGUAUCCAGAUAUAUCGAAGUCUCAGGCCUUUACCAAAUAUUACACGCCGUACAACGAUAACCAAAACACGUCGACAAACGGAUACGUCAAACCUCUAUUGGUGACGCACGUGCCAGGAUGGAGCGCUCCCGGUAUCGGUAAUCAAACUCCGUCGCACUCCUCCAUAGUGGGCUUGGGCCAGGGUGGACCGGGCGGCAGCUACCCCGCGACGCCUCAAACCAUGUUUCAAGCACACAGCCCGGAUCCUUCGGCAACGCGCGACACGCCGUCCGUGGCAUCGAGAUCGUUGAUGUAAGAAAUGAAUCUCAAACACAGGCAAAGAGGAUGUCUGCUUAAUCAUGCGGAAAACAAUUGAGAAUUGUGCGGAAUAGAUCGUGACCAAUUUGGCCAUUUAAUUUUUGUUGACAAAAUUUGCGUUUUCACGAAUUCCGCACAAGCAUCAGGAAAAAAAAAACUGAUAUUAUUUUCGAGAAACAAUUUCUCGCAUAUCAUCUGCAUCUCUGAUUUAGCAAACAUUCUGUACAUAACGAACGUAUUAUAAAUAUAGAAACAGGUAAAACGCGAUUGCGCGAUGAACAAAAUUUUAACAAUCAUGCUGCACGAUAAUACAUUAAUUUUUUUUGGAAUUAAUUCAGUUAGACUGUUGCAGAGCGCAGUUCCUGAAACAGAGUGAAGGCUCUGUCUUUCAAAAACAUUUUUGCAAAACAAAAGAACAAAGAAAACAAAAUUAGCAUGUUUGGUGAUUUUGGACAUUUAUUUUGGUUUCAGAAAGAGAAAUCGCAUCACUUGAUUUCGUUUUCUGAAAUACUCUUUAAGCGUUCCAGCUAAUUAGCUCGUUAACAAAUUUCUUUAGUCGUUUUACUAAUUAAAGUUUAUAGCGAAUUUAUGUUUUUCAUAAUAUACUUGAGUAAGUAUGUUUUUUUUUUAUUAAUCCUAUGAUUUUUUUCAAUUUUUUGUAUUUUAUCGUUUUUGUAGAUAAAAAAUCUCUGAGUAACAUAAUCUCUGUAGAAAAAUAGCGUGAAAGGAGUGAAAAGAGAGGAACGGAAGAGAACGAAAGUAUUUCUACAACUUUUUGUUAAAAACAAAAAAAAACUAUUUUUUUUAUACGCAUCUUUUGACAAAGAAUUUUGCGAAGACGAGGUUUAAUAAUAUUAAUAAUAAAAAAAAUUGUAUUUUUUUUAAGUAAACGUAUUUAUAUUAUAUUACUUUAGUUUUUAACAAUUAAGCAGAUAGAAAGAAACACGAGUACCAAAAGUAGUAGAUGAUAAAUUACCCAUUAAUUAAUUUAAUUAUUACUUUUUAUACAGAGAAAUGAUAAUUGCAUGUACCUCGUAGACAAUAUCGAAUUAUUCGAAUGUUGUCUUAUGCAAUGCCUAAAUCAUUGUUUAUCACGAAGAAAAAAUUUAACCAUGCGUAGGGUGAAUGUUCCAACGAUCGGACAAGUGCCGGACGCUUAUAUAAUUACAACAAAAUCUAUCUAUAUUAAUUGAACGAGCUCGUGAGAAGACGAAACGGAGUAGCAGAACAGAUCACAGAGCCAAAACACAAAAGACGUGUAUAUGUUGUUUAUUGAAUAUAAAAAAUCAUCCUUUUCGAAUUAGUUUUUUGUUUGUGCACCGAAGUUUAAAAUAAAGGGAUCAAAACUUUUGUAGUUUUUUUUUUUUUAAUUUUAUAUAUUGUAUUAUAUCUUUUAUAUUUUAUCCACGUCUAAUUUGGUCGUAGCGAAAUGAUAAAAAAAAAAUACUUAAAACAUUGAGAAUUAUUGAUUUAAUAUUUACACAUCCAGAAAUUUAUUUAUUUAAUGAAUAUCUGAUUAUUGUGGGGACAUUUACCUUACUCAUCAAUGUAUGUUGUUCGUAUAUGAUUUUUGACGUAGACCUUAAGAAUUUGUUAAAUGUUAUCUUUCCGCAUUUUGAAGAAAUGCGGAAAAUUUAUACGAAAGAAUAUUAUCUAAAUGUGUGAUAGAGCUUGAUAGAUAUACGCCUUGACGGUUCUGUUGAUAUCGGCAUAAGUAUAGAAUUUCAGAAAAACAAAACCAAGAUUAAACCGCUUUAUCAUCUAAUUAAAGCUCGAUGUUGUUCGACUGACAAUUAUCAGUUGUCAUAGUUCUAUUUUAUUUCAAUUUUUUUUGGACGUUUCUCCGGCAUAUAUAAUCUUAUCCACGACACACGUAUUUAUUGUCAGUCCUCAUUUUUAUCCUCAGCAACUAUGUAGCAAUUCUGUCUGUCUGUCUGCUAUUGUCUAAGGUCAGUUAUAGAGAACACUGGCCGCGUUCAGCAGAAUUCGAACGCUCCGCGCUCGUUGUCUGUGAUUGGAUCUAUUGCGACUGGAAAAUACGUGCCAACGACGGGCAAAGUAAUCGCAAAGCGCUUCCAUCAAGCGCUCGAUUCUGCUGAACACCGUGCCGUUGUACUUACUGAGUAUUAACAUAUCGGUGAUGCGAAAAAAGAAGGAGAGAGAGUGCUCGCGCAAACUCCAGUCUUAAUAAAAAAAAAA
Molecule: messenger RNA, 4947 nt
Organism: Pseudomyrmex gracilis
Lineage: Eukaryota; Metazoa; Arthropoda; Insecta; Hymenoptera; Formicidae
Gene: Stat92E
Product: signal transducer and activator of transcription 5B
Exons: 11
Coding region: 377-2746 (789 amino acids)
Biological process (GO): regulation of transcription by RNA polymerase II; regulation of cell population proliferation; cell surface receptor signaling pathway via JAK-STAT
Molecular function (GO): RNA polymerase II cis-regulatory region sequence-specific DNA binding; DNA-binding transcription factor activity, RNA polymerase II-specific
Source: RefSeq, a predicted model, not a curated record